AUGGUGCAACCAUAUAAGUCGCGUAAUGGUCUGGCGGACUAUUCACUACCCGGAGGGGUAGUUGUUAGCCAGAUCAUAUCGACUGAAGCAUUGGAAUUCUGGACACCCUCACUCUCUGAUCUACUCCGAUUAUUCGUCAAUCUGGUACCUGAAACAUCCUCAAUUGGCUUUCGGGCACCGCUGUCUGAAGAGGACGCUUCCGCCUAUUGGACAUCGCUCUCGUCAGACAUCUCAGGAACCGACCCUUUGGUCUAUCUCUUCGUCGUCAAGGAUUCUGCCAAAUCAAACGACAAUAAUACUUUAGCGACCUUUCAGCUCGGGCAGAAUCCCAAAGAGACGCAUAAGCACAAGAUCGAGGUUCGCCCGCGAUGGCCUCGGAAAGACAAUGAUGUUACUAGACACGGCCAGUGA
This is a messenger RNA of Colletotrichum aenigma, 411 nucleotides long. RefSeq lists its product as uncharacterized. Bases 1 to 411 code for a protein of 136 amino acids. The record is from RefSeq and is a predicted model, not a curated record. Lineage: Eukaryota; Fungi; Ascomycota; Sordariomycetes; Glomerellales; Glomerellaceae. The transcript is spliced from 2 exons.